AUGUCAAGGAUUGCAAAUUCAAAUGUUGCUGGAUACAUGCAAGGUGUUGGUCAAGCGCUUACAGAUGAUACAACUUAUCAUAUAUCAAGUUCGGCAACCACUGUAUUGGGAGCUACAGCUGAAGUAGCUGAAGCUAUAACGUUAUUUCUUCCAAUGAUUGGACUUGUAGCAGAAUUGACUGCAAAAAUAAUAGAAGCGUAUAAUAAUGCACAAAUUAAUAAACGUAGUUGUACAGCUUUAGUAAAUCGAGUGCAAGCGGCUGAAGUGGCUGUUCAAGCAUUGGUUAGGAAUAGAUACGAUAACGAGGAAAAAUUUAAAGAUAAAAAUUAUUAUCAUUGUUUCCAGAGAUUUGUUAAUCUUCUCAAGGAUAUCAAGAAAUUUAUUGUAGAUGUGACUCAAAUGAGCGGUCUAAAAAAAUUUUUUCAAUCUGGUUCAAUUAAAUCAAAAUUUGAAAGAUAUAUUAAGGAUUUUGAUAGCACAGUAAAUGAUUUGAAUCUUGCUGUAGUUAUUGCCAGUGAAGAGCAACGUCAAAAAGAUUUUAAAGUGAUCUCAGAUUCUUUUGAGACCAUUAUGAAGUUCUUGGAGAAUGUGGCAGGAAACGUUGCAGUAGUGAAAACUCACAAUAAUGAAAAAAUUAUAGAGAUGAACACUAAUUUUUCCAUAGUACCGCAAUUAAAACAUCAAGUGGAUCAAUUAACAAAACAACUAUCAGAAGGAACUGAUGCUCAAAGUAAACCAAAGCCGAAACCUAAAUUUAUUCAACCAAAUGAAUUAAAAAAUGCAAGACAUUACACGAAUUGUACACAAGACAAUAAAUGGUUACCAAAAAUUACAAAUUUUGAAUAUAGUCGAGGUUUAGAUGCUUAUACAAUAGAUCUAGAAAAUAGUGUAUUAACAAUGGUACAUUGGUUUCCGCCUGAAAAAAUGUUACAUUAUCAAUUAAAUCAAGAUGUGUGGAAACCAGAUCCAGAUUCAAGACCAGAUAUAGUUGAUUUAUUUAAUAGCUUAUAUGACUUACUUGACAAAGUUAAACCAGAUUGUUCGCCAUUAUUUUCACCAAUCAAAAAUGAUGAAGCUAUUAAAGCAUCAAUUUCCAUUAACAAUAAUAAUAAAGCUAACAACAUUGUUAAUGGUGGCAAUGAUGAUGGUGAUGAUCCAUCAUUGUUGCCUAAUUUUGUUGACUUUUCAUUGGAUGAUAAAGUUGAAAAACUUGCUUUGGUGUGCAAAAAAAAUGACAAUCUUUUUGGAAAAAGAUCAACAAGUGUAACUUCCUCAAUUAUGGUCAUAAAGAUACAAUUAAAUACGGAAAUAAAGGCUUAA
Entrophospora sp. SA101 is the source of this 1320-nucleotide messenger RNA. The record is from the annotation of a GenBank genome assembly. NCBI's taxonomy places the organism in Eukaryota, Fungi, Glomeromycota, Glomeromycetes, Entrophosporales, Entrophosporaceae.